Messenger RNA from Ochotona curzoniae (black-lipped pika), 3273 nucleotides. It is a transcript of the gene DHDDS, whose product is annotated as dehydrodolichyl diphosphate synthase subunit. The record is from RefSeq and is a predicted model, not a curated record. Gene Ontology annotation, molecular function: ditrans,polycis-polyprenyl diphosphate synthase [(2E,6E)-farnesyl diphosphate specific] activity. Lineage: Eukaryota; Metazoa; Chordata; Mammalia; Lagomorpha; Ochotonidae. Gene Ontology annotation, biological process: polyprenol biosynthetic process. Gene Ontology annotation, cellular component: endoplasmic reticulum; dehydrodolichyl diphosphate synthase complex. The transcript is spliced from 8 exons. The coding region runs from base 316 to 1317 and encodes 333 amino acids.
GUGAAUGGGAUCGCAGAGUGGGACAUGAACUUGGGGAAGAUGGAGGAGGACGCGGGGGACAGUCGAGACGGAGGCAGGAAGCCGAUGGACCAAUGAAUGCAAAUAUUUAGAGAAAGGCAAUGGGAGCGAGGUUCAGGAAACUGGGCGACCCGAAAGGGAGUCUGAGGGUCUACGUAACAGCUUGUCCGGCUCGUGGCUUCCCUGCAGUACGGCAAGCCAUGGUGACCGCUGCAUCUAUCUCCCUUCUGGUUUAUCCCAGAUUACCUGACGCGUGUCUUGUGUUCCUGAGCUGAUCUUUCUGAUCCGGCAGGAACGAUGUCGUGGAUCAAGGAAGGAGAGCUGUCGCUUUGGGAGCGGUUCUGUGCCAAUAUCCUAAAGGCAGGCCCAAUGCCCAAACACAUUGCAUUCAUAAUGGAUGGGAACCGCCGAUAUGCCAAGAAAUGCCAGGUGGAGCGACAGGAGGGCCACUCACAAGGCUUCAACAAACUGGCUGAGACUCUGCGCUGGUGUUUGAACCUGGGCAUCCUAGAGGUGACGGUCUACGCAUUCAGCAUUGAGAACUUCAAACGCUCCAAGAGUGAGGUAGACGGGCUCAUGGAUCUGGCCCGGCAGAAGUUCAGCCGCUUGAUGGAAGAACAAGAGAAGCUGGAAAAGCACGGAGUGUGUAUCCGGGUUCUGGGGGACCUGCAUCUACUGCCCUUGGAUCUCCAGAAGCUCAUCGCACAAGCCAUACAGGCCACGAAGAACUACAAUAAGUGUUUCCUCAACGUGUGCUUUGCAUACACAUCCCGUCACGAGAUCAGUAAUGCUGUGCGAGAGAUGGCCUGGGGAGUGGAGCAGGGCCUGCUGGAGCCAAGUGAUGUCUCAGAGUCUCUUCUUGAUAAGUGCCUUUAUACCAGCCACUCACCUCCUCCUGACAUCUUGAUCCGGACUUCUGGGGAAGUGCGGCUAAGUGACUUCCUGCUCUGGCAGACUUCCCACUCCUGCCUGGUGUUCCAACCUGUUCUGUGGCCAGAAUACACAUUUUGGAACCUCUGUGAAGCCAUCCUACAGUUCCAAAUGAACCAUAGCAUGCUUCAGAAGGCCCGAGACAUGUACGCAGAAGAGCGGAGGAGGCACCAGCUGGAGAGGGACCAGGCUGCAGUGUCGCAGCAGCUGCUGCGAGAGGGGCUCCAGGCCAGUGGGGAUGCCCAGCUCCGACGGACAUGCUUGCACAAACUCUCGGCCAGACGGGAAGAGCGAGUCCAAGGCUUCCUGCAGGCCUUGGAACUCAAGCGGGCUGACUGGCUGGCAGGUCUAGGCACUACAUCCGCCUGAGUGAGGCUGGCUGCCCGCCACUUUGUCCUGCCCUCUGCCUCCAGGGCCCCACUCCCCUUUCUUUUUUUGGUGAAAGGCACCUCCUUUCUGAGGAAGAAAUGUCUUCCUUCUGCCUGGGAGAGGAGCACCCAAGGCCAGCUCAGCUGGCCACAGACUUCUUUGGACUGCCUGCCAUCACAGCCCCUGGGAAGGGCUGAAGACAGUCAUUCCCCCGAGGCCAGUAAACCGAGCUGUGGUCACCAAUAGGCUUGGCAAGCGAGGUGCCCCAAACUCAUUGACGGCCUGUCCCUUCCACCUCUGCUAUUGCUCCCCGUGCUCCUGGGCACACUCUCUGGCACCAGUACAUCCUCCAACAAACAGGAUUGAGGGAAGAGAGCACCCUGCCAAUCCUAACCCUUAACCCAUCCAUCUCAGCCUUUCCACCUGAUGUGCACAAAAGAUUUGGCUUUACCUUGGGUCUGCUGGUAAAUAGCUAAGAGGCAGCCAGCGUUAUUUGGACAAGGAAGAAAGGGGCAGGAGCGACUGAGAGAAAAUUUGCCCAUCUGCUGCUCCUCCCCCUUGGCUCUCCACCUGGGAUUUGCUAUUGAAUCUCUACCCCACCCCAUGCAGUACUGAUUGCUCACUGAAAGGCUCAGCGCCCCCAAUGGCGCGCGGAAGCCAGCCGGGUGAUUACAAUCCAAUUACCUAUUGUCGACUCAGCCCACACAAGCUUUUCUCCUCCUCUCGCAGGGCACAGGGCCAGGCUCCACUCCCAGUGGGAACAGCCCCCUCCGUGGCUACAGGCUAACAGAAGGGCCUAUGGGCCCUGGUGAAUCUAACCCAGCACAGGCCUGCUUCUCGGUGGCACAUCAGGGCCUAGCAGGACCCCGCGCGGGUUAUGUUUCCUGUCCUCGCGGGGUCUAAUCUUCAAGCUUUCACUCAGCUCUUUGACCUGGCUCCCUCAGAAGGCCCCAUGAUGAUUUAUUCUCAGCAUGGCCAAGCUGGUUCCAGGCCCUCUGCUGGUGAAGGCCAAGGCUGCCCAGCAGGAAGAAGGGGGCAGAGUCAAGGGAGGCUGUGUCCUUUCGCUUGCCUCCCCCUGCCAGGCGUUGCUGCGGAGAGGAUUAGCGCCCUUGCAAGCCGGCUGCCCCAGGUGCCCCAAGCAGCCUGCAGCCUCCAGCCCGGGAUGCCUGCCCCAUGCUACUGCACAGUCUGGCCAUUUUCCUUUCUGCAUGUUGUUCCUCCAGGGGAGAGGCAAAGGCUCCUAAGCCAUGUUAGGGUGGACUUUUCAGACCCCUAACUUCCCAAAGCAGAUUCCAUCCUUCGGUUUCUGUGCCUGGUUACCUGACGCUAGAGGUCCCUUGGUCAUUGUCCUGCCUCUUGAAACAAGCAUGAAUGCAACAGUGCGAUUGAAAAGCCAAUCAACUCAUCCUUUGGCAAGCCCCCUACACACCUGGCACUCCCCAGUACCAAUCCCUGGCACUGGAUUCCCGGAGAGCAGGUGCUGUACAUUUUCCAGCUUUACAAUGGGGCUGUUGACAGCCUUAAUUAGGGAGGCAUGAAUUAUGUGACUAUAAUACAGAACCCUACAAUUAAGGCAGGAAUGAGGGGCUGGAUCCCCCCCCCCCAAGCGGGGCUGUCAGGUCCUGUCUCCUUUCUGUGACUGGCUCUCCCCAAAAUGACUGGGGACAGUAGAGAUGACUGGAACUGUUACCUCUGGCCUGAAGCCCUGUAGGUGGAGAAAGGUACGCAGGGUGGAGUAGGGAGCGACUCCCCCCAAGAGACACUGGGAGAAGGAAGGGAAAGCAUUGAGACCACUGCUGUCCAGCAUUAGGGGCCGUGGAGUACUGGAUUUGCUCCCCAUUAGUAUGAUUUGUGCAAACCAGGUGGGAACUGUAUUUCCCCACCUGUAAGCCGAUGCCCCUUUCGAGGACAUUUAUCUUGUGUUCUCUUGGCCCUCUAAAUAGAAGUUUUAAGAUU